Molecule: messenger RNA, 1195 nt
Organism: Megachile rotundata (alfalfa leafcutting bee)
Lineage: Eukaryota; Metazoa; Arthropoda; Insecta; Hymenoptera; Megachilidae
Product: RAS oncogene family member RabX1
Molecular function (GO): GTPase activity; GTP binding
Source: RefSeq, a predicted model, not a curated record
AUCACGGCUACAACAGACGACACUGUAAACAAGAAAUGGCAUUCGAAAGUGUACGUGGCAUCUUUAUUCGAUCAGUUGUCUAACGAACAAGGAAAGAAAUGGAAUACGCUUGGUUAUGUAUCGUGUUAUCGCGUAGAAGAUGAAAAUCGUCGAGGGAAAGGUAGUCGCAUUGGGAUCACAGGCUGUUCAUAAUACUGUUUAAUAGAAAAUCGUUACGUCGUCGAUGGUUAGGUUAACUCGCAAACCAUUGUAUAGACAUGUGCAUGUACAAGUACUGUAUGUAUAACUAUUUAUGUCUUUGUUAAACGUGUCUACCCGUAAGCGCAGGCGUGUAAAGCGGAACUGAAUAAUUUUCUAAAUUAUCGUGUUGUUAGUAAAAUGUAGGGGUUGGAAAAACAAGUAUGAUUAUCCGUUACGUUGGAAAAGCAUUUAACGAACACGUCGAUCCUACGAUAGGUGCAUCGUUCUUUACGUGUAAAUUGAACGUGGAAAACGUGAAAAUAAUGUUACAGGUCUGGGACACAGCAGGGCAAGAAAGAUUCAGAUCAAUGGCACCUAUGUACUAUCGAAACGCCAACGCGGCUAUGUUAGUGUUCGAUUUGACCCAGUACAACACGUUCGCGGCAAUGAAAGGAUGGGUAACCGAACUUCGUAGAAACGUCGAGGAUGCUAUGGUGUUGGCCGUAAUCGGAAAUAAGUCGGAUUUGAUAAAAGAACGGCAGGUCGACGCCGAAGAGGGUAGAGUUUACGCGACGAAUAUCGGUGCGAGUUAUCACGAAACAUCGGUGCUUCAAGACGAAGGGAUCGAAAACGUAUUUUUAGAUAUCGGUAUGGGACUUCUCAGGCUAGCUUCGACCGAACAGGAUUCCAUGUCCAUCAAAAUAUACGAAUCAACCAAUCCGAUUUGGAACGGUACAGCCGCGUCCGUUACGCCCUCUUCCGAGGAGUGCUCUGAAAAUCUUGGCGUCCCCGAAAGACCGCAUACGUGUUGCUAGUCUCGUACUCUUUUGUUCCGUUCUUUGUUUCUCGUUUUUUCCCCUUGCAUAUGCCCUUUAACCACGCGCGCGACUUCGCAAUGCGAAUAGUAACAUCGAACGUCUUCCAUAAAUUUUUAUAAAAAAAAUUAUUAUAAUUACUUUAGUUUCGUGUAUUCGAUACUUUCGCAAUGUUUUUAAUAAAAAUGAAAAAUAUUUGC